This is a messenger RNA of Naumovozyma dairenensis CBS 421, 1116 nucleotides long. RefSeq lists its product as uncharacterized. The transcript has a single exon. NCBI's taxonomy places the organism in Eukaryota, Fungi, Ascomycota, Saccharomycetes, Saccharomycetales, Saccharomycetaceae. The record is from RefSeq and is a predicted model, not a curated record. Bases 1 to 1116 code for a protein of 371 amino acids.
AUGAGUGAAGAUAACAUCAAAAAGGAUGACAAUGAAGUCUUGUCAUGGUAUUUAAGAAACCUACGAGAAGGACGUUUUGAAAAUAUAAUUGAAGAUCGUGCCAAAAAUUAUCACUUGAAUACGAUUUUAGAUAGACAGUUAUUUGAUAACAAACAAUAUGGGGCGACAAACAAGAUACUAGUAUCAACCCUCACUUCCAUUGAUGAAAUAGUUUCAAUUAAAGACAUAUUUCUCGGGCAGCUAUUCGAUCAUGAAAGACUUCAGUAUAUUGAAGUUGAAGAACUGAAGUCCCUGAAAGGUGAUAAUAAAGAAACUCACUAUUUUUUAACUGACCACUUAAAUUCCUUCAACGACCUAUUGCUUGAGGAAGAGCGGCUCCAAACCUAUUCAACGAACCAUUCCCAGCAUUAUUUCCACCGGGCCAUGAAAAAUGAGAAAAAGAAGAAGAAGAGGAAGAAGAAGAAGACUUUGGUGAGACAUCUAGUUUUGAUGAGGAGGAACAAGAGGACGAUGAAGAAACAGAUGCCUUAUUCAUUAAUUUUUGAAUCGAGGCUCCGACAGUCAAACCGGAUUUCUAAGCUAGGCCACCAAUACACGCCUUACCAUUCAGAUAGUAUUUCGAUUAAUAGUUUUGGCUCGCAAAACGAUGAAAGUUUUUCUCAUGCUACUUCCUUAACCCGAGUUAAAUGUAAUGAGCAUAUUGAAGAAGGGUCAUCCGAGUUUUCAAAAUCCUUAAACAGUUUAAGUACUGACUUUCCUUCUUCAAUAGAGAAAAGUGAGUUCGAGAAAAAGGAAGAAGGAGACAAAAUACUCAUGGAUUAUGAGGAGGCUCUAUCUGUCCCCGUUGUUCCUAGCAUAUCUUGCCAUCAUCCAUAUGGACAGAUCAGAUUUGUUUUACAAUCUAUAGUAUUCAAGAGCGUAAGAACAGCAGAGCUAUUAACGGCAAUAAGGCAAUCUAGUGCGGAUAGGAUAGUGGCUACGAGCUCUGAUGAGUGGCUACUUUACGAUUCUGACUUCUCAUUAAAUAACUUAGAGAUUUCCACUUUACAGGAUAUUUUGUACCCAAACUAUGAAAAUCCAAGAAUUUUAUUUUAUACAAUGUCCGUAGUUUCAUAA